This is a messenger RNA of Nicrophorus vespilloides, 3562 nucleotides long. RefSeq names its product breast cancer anti-estrogen resistance protein 3. The record is from RefSeq and is a predicted model, not a curated record. The transcript is spliced from 8 exons. Gene Ontology annotation, molecular function: guanyl-nucleotide exchange factor activity; phosphotyrosine residue binding. Bases 447 to 3092 code for a protein of 881 amino acids. Lineage: Eukaryota; Metazoa; Arthropoda; Insecta; Coleoptera; Silphidae. Gene Ontology annotation, biological process: small GTPase-mediated signal transduction; positive regulation of peptidyl-serine phosphorylation.
CGAUUCAGUCGGUAGUUUAGUAAGAAGCGUGCGCGUCGUGUACAAGAAAAACAAAAUUAACAAAAACAAUUGCUCAGUGUUAGUGUGAUUUCAACAAUUCAACGUAAGAGAAAUGUGCUUAAUUGGUGACUGGAGAAAGGAGCAGGCUUAGCAAAAUCGAUGAACGAUUUGGUACUAACUAAACUUGAUAACUGUGCAACAAACCAACAGGAGUAGUUGCAGCAGCAGCAGAAGCAACAGCAGCAGCAACACCAUUUCGUGUCUAUCUGGAAUACCAUCAACAUCGCGUGUCCCAACUUCGAAGUUCCAAAGUGUUUAUUUUUUGUUGGUGAUAGCUGUUGCGUGGGCAACGAUCAUCGUAGGUGUCUUUAAGAACUAGUGCAAUUGCGACCUCUUCAUUCACAAGAAGGAUACAAUCCUCAGGUGCCGUACCUAGUGUUAUGUAAAUGUGCGCGGGUGGCGAUCCGUCGUUGGGUCCUUUACGUGAUUCUAACAUGGGGAAAAGCGCAAGCAAAUUCAGCGAAAAGAAAAAGAAAUCCAAUUUGUCGUGGACGCGUUUCGGGUCGCUGAUUUCGCUGCGUUCGAAAUCUCGAGUAAGCGUUGUCCUUUCAGGAAAUGGAGACACUCCAGCCCGAGUGAAGAGAAAACAUCUGGAGAUCGACAGCUGGCUACGAGCGCUCGACCUUGAACAGUACCUGGAUGACUUCACCGACUACCAGGGCGUUGAAGAUCUGAUAGACUUCAGCGAAGCGGACAUCAAAGAACUUGGAGUCAAGAUCUCCUCGCAUCGCACAGCCAUCAUGUCCAGCCUGACAAUGCUUCGUUCCAAAUACUACAAUGGGAAUGGAACGGAGACUUUGGCGAGGAGACAGCCUUCGAGCAGACACAGCGUCGCCGUCGACAGCCACAAAAAAAUAUUCCAAGAAGAAACAAAAUCUGAUUUGAAGGACGUUUACGAGGCGAUCAGAACAAAAAGUUUGAAAAAUUUCGUAAUGGAGCCGUGCGCGGACCCCUCGAUGGACGUGGUUGCUCUGAAGAAAGCGUUGGAAUGGGAACUGUCGCUGGAUGGAAGAGAUUUGCGAUCGCACGCCUGGUAUCACGGAGCUAUUCCGAGGAUUAGAGCGGAAGAAAUUGUUAGGGAUGAUGGAUCGUUUCUCGUGAGAGAUUGUACCUCGCAACCAGGAAAUUACGUGCUCACCUGUCGACGGAACCAGCAAGCUCUGCACUUUGUGAUCAGCCGGCAAAUUUUGCAGCCGGACACCGUUUACGAACGGGUCCAAUAUCAAUUCGAGGAUGAUCCUUUCGACACGGUUCCCGAUUUGAUCACUUCCUAUGUGGGUUCUGGACGUCCGAUAACUGUCCUAUCCGGGGCUAGGAUACAGACGCCCGUCAACAGGAUGUAUCCGUUAUCCUUCUACGCAACUAAAUAUCCAUCAUCGAUGUACCAAAGUCGCAUGUCUUCACCGGCUACAACUCCUAUGGGCAACAGCUCCUUCCGUUACCCGAUGCAAAUCUGUAAGCCAGCUUCUCCGAACAGAAAUUCCAAAGAUGCGCCUCCUAGACUACCAUCCAAGAAGCAACGCUCUCAAUCUCUGACUCCGGCGGAAGUGAAUAGAAUGGCACAGGAGAAAUGUAACAGUGCCGAUGGGGUCAUACAAUCCCCUCUAAUGACUCGCUCCACCGGGAACGAAUGUUCUAAAUUUUCAUCGCAAUCCUUGCCCCGAAACUCCUGUGCUCGACUCUCAAUUUCCCCGAGCAGCGUUACACUCGGCCGCAACUCUAAAUUAAACCGGGUGCUUAGCGAUAAUUCCGAAGACGAAAAUCUGCCCGAAUCACCACCACCUAAACCAUCUCGCAUUCCCUACAACAGCAAAGAUUCCGAUUUAGAUCCUCUACAAAGAGUUACAUCAUACCACACAUCCGGUUCCGACUCCGGAAAUGGCUCAGGGGAUUCAACUGUCAGCAGUGAUCCUGUUGAACCACCGCAUCGUUCGGGUGUGGUGAUUAAAAAUCCACGUUACAACAUGUCAGCAUCUGAGUCGACAUCCACACUGAAGAAUCACGACUUUGAUUACGUUGCGGCCGAGGAAAAGCUGAUGCAAAUGCCGCAACCUGAACUCGAUCUAUCCACGCAAUUUGAUCUGGAAAAUUUUCAAACGAUUUUACUGCCUGUUAGUGAAAAUAAACCGUUAGAUGGACAAGCGCUCAGGGGAAUUAAAAUAACGUUGAAGGAGGCCGGUUCUAGAAUACUGGCGACUCAUCUUACAAAAGUUGAUUUGGAAAUAUUGGGGAUGGACAAGAGUAGGCCGCAAUCGAAACUCGGUAACGGUCUCGAGCUUUGCACUUUACCCCACGGUCAUCAAUUCCGAUUAGAUUUAAUUGAAAGAACGGAGUGCUUAAAACUUUUAGUAGCCAUAACUAUUUUAACGUGUUACGAUGAAGACGACCGAGCAGAGACCUUAAAUAAAUGGAUCGAAAUUGCAAUCGACACAAAAGCUGCUCUCGGUAAUUUGUACGGAUUCUGUGGUAUUAUGUUAGGACUUUGCUUGCCGCAGAUACAAAAAUUGGAUACCACGUGGCACAAACUGCGACAAAAAUACACCGAUUCAGCGUUUAACUUUGAAGCGAAAUUACGUCCGACUUUAAAAAAUAUGAAUAGUUGCUCAAAUCCGCAAGCUCCAAAUACAACGAUUCCACAUUUGCUGCCUUUUAUACUCCUAUUGGAGCGCAAUUUGGACGAUUUUAUAACACCAUCAUUUGAUCAAAACAGUUUGGCCGUAAACUGCUUGGGUCUGUGGGAAACGAACACCCAAGACUUCGGCCUCAGCACUUUGCUGGCUCACAUGGAUUCCGCACGAAAAUUUGUAAAUUUAAGUCAAACCUUCCAGAGGAACGCGGAUAUAGUUUUAGCUGAAGCCAGGUUAGAUGAGAUUGCAACUGAUAUGUUUAAAACCGAAUUCCAUUUGAAAUUCCUCUGGGGAAGCCGCGGCGCUUACGCAAUGUCAUACGAUAGGCACAGCAAAUUUGAGCAGGUGCUCAACGUUAUGGCUGAGAAAUAUUGCAACAACAUCAAAGAAGAAUCCGAGGUUUAAGUUAUGUUUUCUACUAAUUUUGAUGCACCUCUACUAAAGCAGCUUAUGUUAGAUUUUUUGGGGCCAAAAAGAAACUAAUCUUAUUUUUCUUCCAACUAGUGCAACAAGACGUAAUAAAAAAAAUAUAUAUUAAACGAAAUAGACCAGUGCAUCAAAAUAGAAUUUCAAUUGUGAUUUAAUUGUAACUAAUUUUAGUUUUGACAUAUCAUUAGUCUGGAAACCAAAAAGAAAUGAAAAAGAUGAAACGAAAAUGCUAAAAUUUUUUGGUUACACGUUUUGAUUAGGCAAAGCUUUAAUUUGUGUCUAAAGUUAGUUUGUAGAUAAUCAAAGGUGCUCAUUUAUUAGAUAAAUUUUCGAAAUCAAAAAGAAAAUGGACAUAAGUAACCAAUUGUAAUUUAUGUUUCCUUUUUAAGGUUUAUAUAUUACUGACAAUACAACAUGAAAGACUGCCAAAUAAUUAAUUUUCCUUU